Molecule: messenger RNA, 501 nt
Organism: Penicillium malachiteum
Lineage: Eukaryota; Fungi; Ascomycota; Eurotiomycetes; Eurotiales; Aspergillaceae
Exons: 3
Coding region: 1-501 (166 amino acids)
Source: RefSeq, a predicted model, not a curated record
AUGGGUUCAACAUCAGUUCGCCGAAACCUCUUCCAACAGAAUAUCAGCCGCCGUCCUACCCCAGCCCCAAGUGUACAAGGGACCAAUGGGCUCUCUACUCGUCCCUCGAAUAGAUUGAAGCAUUCUUCGUCUGAUUCCUCUAUGUCUCGGAAUAGCAGACUGGCAGAGAAUAAGGAUAUUGUGGUGCGCGAUAAGAAUGGAGGGUACAAACUUGAUAUCCCCACCUUACCCCGAAGCUCCUUGUUAGGAAAUGGAGAGGAACUUGAUGAGCUUGAGGGUGAGGAAAUGCGGGAUUUGCCGUUUGAUCCAUUGGGCAAUGAACAGGACAAAGAGAAGUUUGAUGCUGCACUGGUUGAGAUGAUGAUUCGGCACCGAAACAGACAGUCUGUUAGUGAGCCUGAUGAAGUGUUGAAUAUUGUUCACCAGAACUUGCGCAAGAAAACCGAUUCCUUGGAUGAUGAUAACUGGAUGUUUGAAUCUGAUACUAGGUCUUUGAUCUAA